Oryctolagus cuniculus (rabbit) is the source of this 2958-nucleotide messenger RNA. The record is from RefSeq and is a predicted model, not a curated record. Lineage: Eukaryota; Metazoa; Chordata; Mammalia; Lagomorpha; Leporidae.
GGCGGGCGGCGGAGGCGGCGGGCGGCGGAGGAUGCGGCCGCAGCCGCGGGGCCGCCGCCGCCGCUGAGCCGCGGAUCCGCCGAGCGCAGCCGCGCCGCUGCGGCCCCGCCGCGCCAUGGGGAAGGAGCAGGAGCUGGUGCAAGCGGUGAAGGCGGAGGACGUGGGCACCGCGCAGCGGCUGCUGCAGAGGCCGCGGCCCGGCAAGGCCAAGCUGCUCGGCUCCACCAAGAAAAUCAACGUCAACUUCCAGGACCCAGAUGGCUUCUCUGCCUUGCACCACGCGGCCCUGAAUGGCAACACAGAACUGAUUACCCUGCUGCUGGAGGCUCAGGCUGCCGUGGACAUCAAGGACAACAAAGGCAUGCGGCCCCUGCACUACGCGGCCUGGCAGGGCCGGAAGGAGCCCAUGAAGCUGGUGCUGAAGGCGGGCUCAGCGGUGAACGUGCCGUCCGACGAGGGCCACAUCCCACUGCACCUGGCGGCUCAGCACGGUCACUACGACGUGUCUGAGAUGCUGCUGCAGCACCAGUCCAACCCGUGCAUGGUGGACAACUCGGGGAAGACGCCCCUGGACCUGGCUUGUGAGUUCGGCCGUGUUGGGGUGGUCCAGCUGCUCCUGAGCAGCAACAUGUGUGCGGCCCUGCUGGAGCCCCGGCCGGGCGAUGCCACCGACCCGAACGGCACCAGCCCGCUGCACCUGGCAGCCAAGAACGGCCACAUCGACAUCAUCAGACUCCUGCUCCAAGCAGGCAUCGACAUCAACCGGCAGACCAAGUCCGGCACGGCCCUGCACGAGGCCGCCCUCUGCGGGAAGACUGAGGUGGUGCGGCUGCUGCUGGAUAGUGGGAUCAAUGCCCACGUGAGGAACACCUACAGCCAGACGGCCCUGGACAUCGUCCACCAGUUCACCACGUCCCAGGCCAGCAAGGAGAUCAAACAGCUGCUGAGAGAGGCUUCGGCCGCCUUGCAGGUCCGGGCCACCAAGGAUUACUGCAACAAUUAUGACCUGACCAGCCUCAACGUGAAGGCAGGCGACAUCAUCACGGUCCUGGAGCAGCACGCGGACGGCCGGUGGAAGGGCUGUAUCCAUGACAACCGGACGGGCCACGACCGGGUGGGUUACUUCCCGUCCUCGCUGGGCGAGGCCAUUGUCAAGCGAGCAGGGUCCCGGGCAAGCGGCGAACCGAGCCCACCGCAGGGAGGCUCCUCGUCAGGGCCGUCUGCGCCCCCCGAGGAGAUCUGGGUGCUGCGGAAGCCCCUCUCAGGCGGGGACCGCAGCGGCAGUCUGAGCGGCAUGGCUGGGAGCCGGAGCGCCGGGGGCCACGCCCUGCACGCGGGCUCUGAAGGGGUCAAGCUCCUGGCCACGGUGCUUUCCCAGAAGCCAGUGUCGGAGUCCAGCCCGGGAGACAGCCCCGCCAAGCCUCCAGAGAGCUCUGCAGGUGCAGCCCGGCCCCAGCCUCCAGUGGCUCUUGCAGGGCAGGCGUAUGGGGAGCAGCCACCCAAGAAGCUGGAGCCAGCGUCGGAAGGCAAGAGCGCCGAGGCGGUCGGCCAGUGGCUCGCCACGUUCCAGCUGCAGCUCUAUGCCCCCAACUUCACCAGCGCCGGCUACGACCUGCCCACCAUCAGCCGCAUGACCCCUGAGGACCUCACGGCCAUCGGCGUCACCAAGCCAGGCCACCGGAAGAAGAUCACAGCCGAGAUCAGUGGCCUGAGCGUGCCCGACUGGCUGCCGGAGCACAAACCCGCUAACCUGGCCGUGUGGCUGUCCAUGAUCGGCCUGGCCCAGUACUACAAGGUGCUGGUGGACAACGGCUACGAGAGCAUCGACUUCAUCACGGACAUCACCUGGGAAGACCUGCAGGAGAUCGGCAUCACCAAGCUGGGACACCAGAAGAAGCUGAUGCUGGCCGUGAGGAGACUCGCAGAGCUGCAGAAGGCCGAAUCGGCCAAGUACGAAGGGGGGCCCUUGCGCCGGAAGGCGCCGCCAUCGCUCGAAGCCGUGGCCAUUGAGUCGCCGCCGCCCGAGCCCGCCCCGGCGGACUGCCGCUCCCCCAAGAUGAGCACUUUCCAGGACAGCGAGCUCAGCGGGGAGCUGCAGGCGGCCAUGACGGGCCCGGCCGAGGCAGGGGCCACUGCCUCCGAGAAGCCUUCCAACCACCUGCCGCCCACCCCCAGGGCUGCCGCGCGGCCGGAGCCUGGCCUGGGUGGACGGGCCCGGCACAUGAGCAGCUCUCAGGAGCUGCUGGGCGACGGGCCCCCGGGGCCUGGCAGCCCCAUGUCACGCAGCCAGGAGUACCUGCUGGACGAGGGCUCGGCCCCCAGCACCCCGCCCAAGGAAGCCCGGCCGGGACGCCAUGGCCACAGCGUCAAGAGGGCCAGCGUGCCCCCGGUGCCGGGCAAGCCACGGCAGGCGCUCCCGCCGGGCACCAGCCCCUUCACGCCCCCUCAGACACCUACCAAAGCCCGGCCGGGCUCCCCCCAGGCCCUCGGGGGGCCUCACGGUCCAGCCCCAGCCACAGCCAAGGUGAAGCCCACCCCACAGCUGCUGCCACCCACGGAGCGCCCCAUGUCACCCCGCUCGCUGCCCCAGUCACCCACACACCGUGGCUUUGCCUACGUGCUGCCCCAGCCUGUGGACGGCGAGGCAGGGCCGGCCGCUCCUGGGCCCACACCCCCACCCGUGCUGGCAGCGGUCCCCACGCUGUGCCUGCCCCCCGAGGCCGACGCAGAGCCGGAGCGCCCCAAGAAGCGUGCCCACAGUCUGAAUCGCUACGCGGCCUCCGACAGCGAGCCGGAGCGGGAUGAGCUGCUGGUGCCAGCCGCAGCGGGGCCCUACGCCACGGUGCAGCGGCGCGUGGGCCGCAGCCACUCAGUGAGGGCGCCUGCCGGCACCGACAAGAACGUCAACCGCAGCCAGUCUUUCGCCGUGCGGCCCCGCAAGAAGGGGCCCCCACCCCC